AUAGGGUACAUCACAAUGCAAGCGUUUAUCGUGCAUCGUAACAAAAUUCAUAUUAGGGGGAUGCAUGCAUACAUAAAUUCAAGAACUGACCAUUUGAAACUUUACUAUGUUUUACAUGUAUAUGUAUUUUUAUAUGUUUUACAUUUUAGACUUCUACAAGAAGGAGUAGAACCAUACGAACUGGACAAGUUAACGAGAAGUUUUGGAUUUCCGGUAGGCGCUGCAACAUUAUUCGAUGAGGUCGGCAUUGAUGUGGGCUCUCACAUUGCAGUAGAUCUGGCGAGAGCAUUCGGAGAUCGAUUCAGUGGAGGCAAUGUAAUGUUGCUGGAGGAUUUAGUUCUUUCAGGAUUUUUAGGGAGAAAGUCCGGAAAGGGCAUUUUCAUAUAUGAUGGUGCGAAAGGAAAAGGAAGUCGCCCUGUGAAUAUGGACGCUCUUAGCAUCGUGAAGCAGAAAUACUCUCUGGCUUCAAAAGGAGCGAAUUCAACCGAAGACUUGAUUUUACGUAUGGUAUCACGAUUUGUAAAUGAAGCUGUUAUAUGUCUAGAAGAAGGAAUUUUGGAUAAUCCUUUGGAAGGUGAUGUUGGUGCUGUAUUUGGUUUGGGCUUUCCUCCUUUUACUGGAGGACCUUUUCGUUGGGUCGACCAUUAUUCGGCAUCGAAACUAGUAAAAAAGAUGGAAGGAUACGCAGGUUUAUAUGGUGUGGCAUUUGAACCAGCUCACACAUUAAUGGAAAUGGCAAAAAAAAUCUUCGAAAAAGUUUUAUACAAAGGCAUGAGCAUUUGACACUUCAAAUCCUUAUCCAAAGUAUGUAACUUUAAUAAACCACGAUUUUGUAUACAAAUUUAAGUUUUAAUGUAGUUGUUUAUAUUUUAUCAAUUUAUAUAAAAUCCUUAAAUGUAUUACUCAAUAAAUAUAACAAUGCGUGGAAAAAA
Molecule: messenger RNA, 932 nt
Organism: Rhagoletis pomonella (apple maggot)
Lineage: Eukaryota; Metazoa; Arthropoda; Insecta; Diptera; Tephritidae
Product: trifunctional enzyme subunit alpha, mitochondrial-like
Exons: 2
Coding region: 16-783 (255 amino acids)
Biological process (GO): fatty acid beta-oxidation
Cellular component (GO): mitochondrial fatty acid beta-oxidation multienzyme complex
Molecular function (GO): long-chain (3S)-3-hydroxyacyl-CoA dehydrogenase (NAD+) activity; enoyl-CoA hydratase activity
Source: RefSeq, a predicted model, not a curated record